AUGCCCGCACCAGUGGCAACGAGCGGAAAAAAUAUAUGGGUUGCCGCUGGCGAUGGCGAUCUCGAGCGUGUCCAGAUAGGAAUUGCCCCUAAUGCCCCCGAUCAGUAUACCUACACUCCUAUGCACGCGGCUGCUUCAUACGGCCACAUCCACAUACUCGAAUACUUGAGCUCCCAAGGGGGAAACGUAAAUGUGGUAGAUGAUGAUGGAGACACACCCUUGUAUACGGUGGAAAAUGUGGAGACUGCUCGAUAUUUGGUGGAGAAGGGCGCGACGUGGGACAUGCGAAACAAGGAGGGUCUGACGCCAGCAGAUGCAUUGGACGAAGAUUUCGCCGAGGUAUCUGCUUACCUGCGAUCCCUUGCGGCUCCCGGUGUUUCUGUCAACGAUGGUGCCGAUGCAUCUGGAAACCACGUCUCACAGGCCGUUAUGCCCUCUGAGCACCUUCAAGAUCUCACAGCACACAACAUGACGACCGGUCUGAUGGAUCGAGUGGAGGAUAUUAUGAGGCGCGCCGAGGCCGAAGGGCGUGAUCCUGACGAGGAGUUACGGACUGCACUCGGGGAUGUAUUCAGGCAAGGAAUGCGGACUGGUCAAAAUUGGGGAAUGGAAGGCAGAGAACAACAGGCGGAGUGGAACGGGCAGGCACAUGAGGAAG
Messenger RNA from Dacryopinax primogenitus, 658 nucleotides. Its product is annotated as ankyrin. The transcript is spliced from 5 exons. The record is from RefSeq and is a predicted model, not a curated record. NCBI's taxonomy places the organism in Eukaryota, Fungi, Basidiomycota, Dacrymycetes, Dacrymycetales, Dacrymycetaceae. The annotation marks the transcript as partial. Gene Ontology annotation, molecular function: protein binding.